Messenger RNA from Scleropages formosus (Asian bonytongue), 657 nucleotides. RefSeq names its product CDC42 small effector protein 1-like. The transcript has 5 exons. NCBI's taxonomy places the organism in Eukaryota, Metazoa, Chordata, Actinopteri, Osteoglossiformes, Osteoglossidae. Gene Ontology annotation, cellular component: plasma membrane. Gene Ontology annotation, biological process: regulation of Rho protein signal transduction. The record is from RefSeq and is a predicted model, not a curated record. The coding region runs from base 362 to 592 and encodes 76 amino acids. Gene Ontology annotation, molecular function: small GTPase binding.
UCGCGUUCAGAAGGAGGCUUUGAAACAAACCCGGAGGAGGAUUUCCUGAUCGGGGAUUUGGAGUCAUAUACCUCAGUGACACCGUGGAGGGAAGAUCACACGUGUGGUCGUGGGAAGAGACGGAGGACCGCCGGUCGAAGGACAUUCCCGCGGCCGGGGAAGAAGGCGAGGAGGAGUUGGAGUCGGAAGCGGAGGAACAGGAGUCGUAGUGCGCUUCGCAAACUCGAGCGCGGAGGUUGGGGCCCAGAGGACAUUACGAUUGCUUCUGGACCGCUGUGGGGCGCCAGGACUGGAGGAGGACCCCCUUCGCUGCGUGUCCAUCAGCCUGCAGGGGGCGACGGGGAGCAGGGGUGCGAGAGGCAUGAGCGAGUUCUGGCACAAGAUGAGCUGCUGCGUGGUGGCAAAGCCCCCACCGAAGAAGAAGAAGCGGAGGAAGAUCGACCGCAGCAUGAUCGGGGAGCCCAUGAACUUCCAACACCUGACGCACAUCGGCUCCGGGGAGAUGACCGAGGGGCUGCCACCGUCGGGCUCCAUCCAGGAGCAGAUGAGGUCAAAGGGUCAAAGUGCCAAUGGCUGCGGCAGCUUCUUAUAGCAGGAAUACGGACCAAUCGGAGAGUCUCCCUCUGACUCUGCCCACCAAGCGUAACAAAAAAAAAA